AUGACAGAGCUCGGUCAUGACAGCAGCGAAGUGGGUCGUGUGCUGCUGCUGCGCCCAGUGAAGGGCUGCCCCACCUCGCCUCGCCUGUACGGCGCGUUCCUGCCCGGUGUCACACUGCCACCGUGGCUGUACCUGCGCUCCCCGCUUCCCACCAGCCUCAUUGCCUUCUGGGACAUCUUUCUUUCAACAGGUUCUUGCCUGUUUUGUACAGCUCAAAGGCUGCCAUGGAACAAAAGCCAUACUGUGGGCAGAAAAGUAAAUGAAACCAAUACUGGAAAUGGCUCGAUUACAGAUAACGAUCAGUCUGUGGUGCAACCAACUUCACCGAGAGCUGUUCUGCUGCCGACUACCGCCACGAAUCCUGUCAGCCAUGCUGCACCAACACCUGCCAGUGCCCAAGAAAGUGUAACGAGAAGAACAGAGACGAAUGCUUGGCCAAACAGCACGCGCCCGAGGUCCACUGAUGGCAUCGCUUUAUCUUCACAUGUCACUAUGGUGUCAAAAGAUGGAAUAACUAACUCUGCCACAAACUUCAACCGAAUCCCAGUGUCUGUAGUGACACUGACAACAUGGAGUGACUUUUCUGGAGUGACCAAAAGUGCCGCAGCUAUUUCUACUUCCACAGCGAGACCGAGUAACUCCACAGUCACCUACAGUACCGUUGUGGCUGUGUCACACCCAAGUGAUACCUCUUCAAGCAACCCCAGCGUGUUGUUCCCCACUGGUAUCACUCCAACAUCACCCACGGCAAAGCACACAAAACAAAGUCCUACACCAAACUUCAACUCCACCCAACAGACAACGGAGCUGAAUCAUAAUUUCACCGGCCCUUCUACUGCACCAUCUGAGCCAAAAGAUAUCAGUGAAG
This is a messenger RNA of Eurypyga helias (sunbittern), 868 nucleotides long. Its product is annotated as mucin-3B-like. NCBI's taxonomy places the organism in Eukaryota, Metazoa, Chordata, Aves, Eurypygiformes, Eurypygidae. The record is from RefSeq and is a predicted model, not a curated record. The transcript has 2 exons. The annotation marks the transcript as partial.